GAUAAUUAAUUUAAUCCAAAAUCCCCCAACUCAAAUUCAAAUUCCAAAUUCCAAAAUUUUAAUUAUUCUUCUUCUUCUUUGUUCGUCAGAUCCACCUACUUCUGUGCAGAGAAGGAUUCGGUGAUCCACUCUCCCCGUAACAAAAUUGGAAACUCCGUUGUUUUUCUUUCACUUGACGCGCUUUUCCGUUUCAAGUUUUCUGCAUCCCGUUCUUCUUCCCCAAAAAUUACUCCCCCUGCUGCUCCCUCCACCGCCGUAAAAUCCCCACCCUCACCAUUACGCGCUCGGAGACUCGCUUCCGUCGUACGGAAAUUGCAUUUAGUGAAAAAUGCCAGAAGUUCAAUUGGGUUGCCACACUGUAAGGUCCCAUGGAGUUAAGGUGGUAAGGAUUCAUAUGCAUGAUUGGCUGAUUCUGUUGGUUCUCGCCGGGAUUGAUCUCGGUUUGAACUUGAUAGAACCGUUUCACCGCUUUGUUGGGGAGGACAUGAUGACAGACCUGAAGUACCCCUUGAAAGACAAUACAGUUCCCUUCUGGGCUGUUCCGAUAAUUGCGGUAUUGUUGCCGCUUGCUGUCAUUCUUGUGUACUACUUCAUCCGAAAGGAUGUCUAUGAUCUGCACCAUGCCAUUUUGGGCCUUCUAUUCUCUGUCUUCAUAACCGCUGUUUUAACUGAUGCGAUCAAAGAUGGUGUUGGUCGACCUCGUCCAGACUUCUUUUGGCGUUGUUUCCCUGAUGGAAAAGGGGGAUUUGAUCCGACCACAAAGGAUGUCAUAUGUACUGGAAUCAAGAGUGUCAUUAAGGAAGGACAUAAAAGCUUCCCAAGCGGGCAUACUUCAUGGUCCUUUGCAGGUCUUGGUUUCCUUGCAUGGUACUUAUCGGGAAAAGUUAGGGUGUUUGAUCGUAGGGGACAUGUUGCAAAGCUCUGUAUUGUCAUUUUACCACUACUUACUGCAGCGCUGGUGGCAGUUUCUCGAGUUGAUGACUAUUGGCAUCAUUGGCAAGAUGUUUUUGCUGGCGGGCUUAUAGGAAUCACCAUUGCUUCAUUUUGUUACCUGCAAUUCUUUCCACCUCCAUACGACACAGAUGGUUGGGGACCUCACGCAUACUUCCAGAUGCUGGCGGAGUCUCAAAAUCGUGAGGAGUCCUCGACUAACAACGCCAACAAUCUUAGUGUGCAGCCAACAGAGCUUACGAGUGUAUACGUCGAACCUCAGAACGGUGAUGAAUUGUCAAGAGGCAAUAGCGGAGACAGAAACGCCAUGCUAAAUGGAAGGGAAAACGGGAGAAGACACCAGAGUGUCGGGUGUUUGUAGAUAAGAAUAGAGUUAAUGAGCAGAUGUUCAUAUCAUAGGAUCCAUCUUGCCAUGUGAAUUUCGUAGACGGAUAUCGGAAUUUAUAAACCAGAUGAAAUAUGAACCUUCCUUUUUGCUUAAGUUUGUUUAAUUGAUUUGUUUAAUUGAGAUUGAUAUAACUCUUU
Molecule: messenger RNA, 1476 nt
Organism: Malus domestica (apple)
Lineage: Eukaryota; Viridiplantae; Streptophyta; Magnoliopsida; Rosales; Rosaceae
Product: lipid phosphate phosphatase 2-like
Biological process (GO): phospholipid metabolic process
Molecular function (GO): phosphatidate phosphatase activity
Source: RefSeq, a predicted model, not a curated record